Molecule: messenger RNA, 2214 nt
Organism: Aphanomyces astaci
Lineage: Eukaryota; Oomycota; Saprolegniomycetes; Saprolegniales; Verrucalvaceae
Exons: 3
Coding region: 109-1050 (313 amino acids)
Source: RefSeq, a predicted model, not a curated record
AUUUCAGCAUUUGACAGCCGCACUAUUCCCUGAACACUGGCGAGAGAAUCCUCGUUACAGUGGACCCAACGUCCUCCGACAUUGACGACGCUGCGCUAGCACUACAUUAUGACAGACAGGGGCGUUCCAAUACACCACCGCGAUAAUCCGUAUCCUGAACCGGACACGCCUCCGCCGCUCACGUCCGGGAACGAAGGGCCUUACGUAGACGAUGGCAACAUAUGCGCAACUCCCAAGCCAAGGUCGUCUCCGUACGACUACUGCCCAGCCACACCGCCUAGCGGUCCACGCACACCUCUCACACCCAUCGCCAGCACUCCUCGUCCGGCCCAACCUCGGCCCUCGAUGCGGAUAUCCACCAGCACCACCUCGUACUCCCACCAGCCAUCGCCUGCACCACCUCGAAUCCUCAUGAUGCCACGUCGAUCCGAGCCCCAAGUCCAGCUGACAUACCUCAUCUUGCCACAGACUCGCGGUCGAUCGUCCACGUCGGCAUUCCACCUCCGUCGACCCGGAUCGAUCGUGGACACGCGGCCGCGGCUGGCGCCACUAAAGUCGAAAGCGCGGCCGUCUGAAAAGGAAAAGAUGGAGACGGAGGUACUGCCAGACUACGUGGUUGACCACAUGUUUGCCAUGACUCCGCGGUCGACAUCGUCGUCGGCCGCACCUGGCGACGACUUUAUUCCGAGCCAGUCGCCGAUCGCCGUGAUCGAGGAGUCGUCGCCGGCGUCCGACGAGAUGAAGGUCGAGACUGUCCUGACGACGGCGAAUCACCUGGGCAUUGCUGUGUUUGUGGACAUGAUGCUCAAGCUGGUCAUGUUCCUCGUGUUCAUGUCAUACAUUGACCCGAUUCGCAUGCUGUUUUCAAUCUUUGGGUACUCGUCCAGCUUUAGCUUUUCCAUUCGCCAGUAUUUCCUCGUACGUACUAGUAUUAUCAAAAUAGUGUAUACUUUAUAUAACGGUUAUUCAUAUGAUAUUGUUAAUUUGAAAUGUAUUAUCAAUAGAGCGAGUACCAAUGACGGUGGUUCCUCGUAUAACGCUUGUUGUUGAUAUGUAGUUUACCACGUUUUGCGCUUUUGACAUAUUGUUUCUCGUCGUGUGGGGCUGGACCGGGUUUGGCGACAAGCAACUGUAUCGCACGACUCUUGCAAUCUCUAACGUACUGAUCUUGGUCGUGGAGAUGGUGUGUACAGGACGGUUGCUUGUGCUCUUGCGAAACCUCACUCCCCAUCAAUCCCAAGAAUUGCAAGAUCGGUAGUCGUUGGUCGUAUGUAGUAUAUUUAUUAUUCAAUGGUCACCAGUCGUCGUCGUUCAAAACUUGGUCCACUGCCAAGGACAGGGCAUCUGGAGUCAUCUUGGAUGUGGACGAACGGGAUUCAAUGGGGAGACUCGAUGGGUGAACUGGCGGGAUGGAGAAAUGUGACGCCGUGGAAGGCAUGGAGAUUGCUUGGUUUGCAGGAGGUGCUAAGGUGGGCAUGCGUCGAGGUUGUUUGGCUGGGGCUGGUACUGGGGGACUGCGGGGGCUCUCAGAGGUUGAGGGGGAGGGUUGUGGAUUGGACUCGUGGUCCUCCUGUAGGUGCUGCGUCGGCUUUUUCUUCGUCUUGGGGACAAACGAUUUCCAAGCCCAUUUGUGUUUGCCCUUGGAAGCAGUCGAUGGCGGCGCUCGCUGUGCAUGGCUUUGAUGGAUCACAUGACGCUGGGUCAUCGCCACCAGGUCCGCUGACGUCGUGGCUUCCCCUGCCGGAUCUUCUAAGACAAAGGUACCGCGCUCGAGUGUCGCCGCUUGGUUGGCGUUGAAAACAGCGACGUCGUCGGCAUGUUCGGAAGUCGAAGGGAAGACUCGAACGACAUUGCUCCGGCAAAUGUUGAGGUACUGCUGCCGUCGUUCCACUGGCAUAAACACUGUCACCUAUGUACAUACAUAUAUACGUCCACCGGCCAUGGUGUAGAUAUUAGGAUGAAGUGCAUUCUCGGGUCGAGAGGGUUGGGUGUACGUUGCGUAGAAGAACGGCCGCGUUCUUGACUAAGGCGGCGCCCACAGCGUCGACGACAUCGCGGUGAAAGUACCCGUCAAUGCAGCCCAACGGAUCGUGGAACGUUGCCACGAUCUCCUCGUCCACGUACCUGCUAGACCGAAUCAAAAGCAAGAAAUCCUACCAGACCACACAACCAUCUAGUACGGGCGACACUGACAAGCGAGGUGUACAAACUUGU